AUGUGGAACCUCAUUUAUUCUAAUCCUAUAUGUUUCAAGAAAAAAAUUGCUUAAGUAUGAGUUUUCCAUUUCAUUAUAUAAGGAGCAACUUAUGCAUUUGAAUAAUAUAUAAAAUUCUAAACCUCUUGUAAAUAACUCUUAACCAUGGAGACCAGGACAUUCAAUAUCAAAAUUAGUCAAUAAAUACACUAACAGUAAGUUCUUAAAUAUCUAACUUAGCAAAUGAUUAAGAAAUCUAGGAUAAAAAUAGCAAAUUACUUAGAAAAAUGAUGGAAAUCCAAUAAAGAAAUAAUUCAUUAAAGUAACCUCCAACACAUGGUUCAUUAGAAAUAUUAAGAAGAAGAGAACAGUUUAAGAUAAGUUCAGAGAAUUAAACUAUUCUAAAGCGUUUACAAUCAGCAAGUUCUGCAUACUCCAGAAAAACAUGGGUAAAUGACAUUGAACGAGUUAAAAAAUAUAGAGAGAAUUUACAAAGAAGAACAAGUAUUAUAAACUAUAAUUCAGGAACAAAUGAUGAUUUCAAUUUAUUAGCAGCACAAGAACAAGUCAAACGAAAUCUUACAAGUCAAUCUUCCUUUAGAAGUAAGUCCUCUUUAUUUAUUAGAACUUAAAACAAGUUAAGGGCCUAGAACUUAAACAUAUGA
Messenger RNA from Paramecium primaurelia, 644 nucleotides. The record is from the annotation of a GenBank genome assembly. NCBI's taxonomy places the organism in Eukaryota, Ciliophora, Oligohymenophorea, Peniculida, Parameciidae.